This is a messenger RNA of Erythranthe guttata (spotted monkey flower), 2987 nucleotides long. RefSeq names its product O-fucosyltransferase family protein (gene EDA30). The record is from RefSeq and is a predicted model, not a curated record. Lineage: Eukaryota; Viridiplantae; Streptophyta; Magnoliopsida; Lamiales; Phrymaceae. Gene Ontology annotation, cellular component: chloroplast; cytoplasm; Golgi apparatus.
AAUAAUAAAACGAAGAAGGAAAACCAGAAAAAACGAAUGAUCGCAAUUGACGACUGGCGUUUCACAAUUUCGUUACCAGAUCUUCAUACGUAAAUCUUUAAACCCUCUACACUUUCCCAAUUCCCUGCUCUUCUGAAAUCAAAAUCAAAUUCCCACCCUUAAUAUAUAUAAAUUAUAUUUUUUUCUGUAAUUGUGGGAUUCGAGAAUCCUGAUCAAACAGUAUCGAGUACUGGAAUUCUCAGAUUUUUUUAUUUUCUUUCACACAUCGAUCCAAUAAAACAAAUAGAGAAAGGGUUUCGUGAUUUCAACGAAACCCAGUUUAUUUCCGGGUUGAAUCCGCAUUGGAAAUGGAUCCCCCUCUUUCUCUCUGUUGAAUUGGCUGUUCAACUUCGUGUAGCUCCCUUCCACGAUCUGGUGAUUUUGAACUACUGUAUGCGGUGAAUCGUAGCCGUUGGUCAGAUUUCGAGGUGUUUUCUGCUGAUGCUGUUGUUUGGCGCUAACCCCUUCUCUCGAUUGGUUGGGUAGGAGGGGAGUCGGAGAUCGAUAUGGUGUGGUUCGAAAGGAUUAGAAUGAAAUCGAAGAUAAAAUGGGCGGCGCUAGGUGGACUGGUGCUGUCGUUUGCUUCGAUAAUGGUGCAUUUGUUUCUUGCAAAGUCGAGUGCUAGCCUUGUGCAGUAUGGUGCUAUCACAGCUUUUACCGAGGAUCUGAAUCACAUUGACAACUCAGGCAGAAAGGGUGCUGGAUAUCGGAGGUUAUGGGGAAAGGUGAAUGCAUUGGAACCCUUGCAGCCGUACGCAAACCCGAGAAGUAUACCGUAUCUUGUUCCUAAUGGGAAGAGCAAUGGUUUCGUUUAUGCUAAAAUUCAUGGUGGCUUUGAGAAUAUCAGAACCUCGAUCUGCGAUCUGGUCACAGUGGCAAGGCUUCUGAAUGCUACCCUUGUUAUACCUGAGAUUCAAGAAAGUACUCAAUCAAAAGGCAUCAGUUCCAAGUUCAAGAGUUUUUCAUAUCUUUAUGAUGAAGAUCUAUUCAUAGCGGGCUUAGCUAGUGACGUGAUCGUUGUAAAGAGCCUGCCACCAAACUUAAAAGAAGGCAGGAUAAAGAAACAAUAUCCCAUUUUCAGACCCAAAAGUUCUUCUUCUCCCAAUUUUUAUUUGAAUGACGUUUUACCAAAACUGAAGAGUGCAAAGGUCAUUGGCUUAAUACUUACGGAUGCAGGAUGCUUAGAGUCCAUCCUUCCCGCAAGCUUGGUUGAGUACCAGAGGCUCAGAUGUCGGGUCGCAUUUCACGCAUUGCAUUUCCGUGCAGAAAUUGUUAGAGUUGCACAUCAAAUGGUAGAAAGGUUACGAGGUUCUGGUCAACCAUAUCUUGCUUACCAUCCAGGGUUGAAGAGGGAUACCCUAGCAUAUCAUGGCUGUGCUGAACUCUUUCAGGAUGUACACACGGAACUCAUACAAUACCGUCGAGCACAGAUGAUUAAACGAGGAGUAAUAAAAGAACAACUAAUUGUGGAUUCAUAUACUCGGAAAGCAAAUGGUUCAUGUCCAUUAAUGCCAGAAGAGGUUGGACUUCUCCUUCGAGCCUUGGGUUACCCUCCAAGAACAAGAAUAUAUUUAGCAGGUUCCGAAGCCUUUGGUGGUCAAAGGGUAUUGAUUCCUUUACGAGCCAUGUACGCCAACUUAGUGGAUCGUACUUCUUUGUGCAGUAAACACGAGCUGGCCAAUAUUAUUGGCCCCGAAACCCAAUUUCCUGCAGAUUCUUUCGAGUUCCCGCCGACAAAGAGUGCAAAACAACUAAAAGAAGAAUGGGACAAAGCUGGUCCUCGCCCUAGGCCUCUUCCUCCACCACCUGACCGACCUAUUUAUAGACACGAAAAAGAAGGCUGGUAUGGAUGGAUUGCAGAAAAAGAUUCAGAACCGGACCCUUCGCCGAAUGAUUUUAGAGACAAAGCACACCGUUUGCUUUGGGAUGCUCUUGACUACAUUGUUUCUUUGGAAGCUGAUGCUUUCUUCCCUGGUUUUGACAACGAUCUUAGUGGAUGGCCUGAUUUUUCCAGUUUAGUAAUGGGGCAUCGGUUGUACAAAAUGGCCUCGAGUAGAACAUAUAGACCUAACAGGAAAUAUCUUACUGAACUGUUGAACAGUACCAGUGAACAUCUGUACCAUCCUCCACGAAAUUGGACUCUCAAGGUAAGAGAACACCUCAACAAAAGCAUGUCAGAGGAUGGCAUUCUGCAUGGGUUUCGUCAAUUAAAACCAAAGUCGUUUCUCUCUCAUCCCUUACCUGAAUGUUCGUGCACAACUGUCAAAAGUGCCGAUAUACAAAAGGGCAGUGGACUUCAAAUUAUUUACGGAGAACAAAACGAGUGUCCUCUAGGGUUGGAACUAGGUUUGAAAACGGUUGGAUCACAAGAGAGCAGUGACGAUGACACUGAAACGCAAGAAGAUGAAACUGAAACAGAGUUAUUGGAUUCAGAUGAAAAUAGCCAAGCUGACACAAUACCUUCUUCGGAGCAGGAUGAAGAAAUGGACCCUGAUGAUUAAGAUCAACGGUAUAGAUCUUGUUCUGAGUUCAUAUGCACAUGAUAAGGCUAUGAAAAAUUUCGUCUGUGGACUUAAAAAGUGGUAUUAUGUUGGCUCGCGGAAUAUUGGCUUUAUCAAGGCAGCAGUGCGAAUUUUGUAGUGGAUUGAUUAAAUGGGAUUGCACGAGUUCUUGAAAAUAGUUUUAGGUGAAUGCAAAUGCAUUCGCUUGCCCUCGGCCGUAGGGUAGGGAUAAAGUGUUUUUUUUUUCUUUUCGGUAAAUGAUUAUCACAGCUUUUUUCCGUUUAUUGAGGAUAUAGAAGGAUGAGAGUCGUGAGACCUCAUGCACACACAUUUUUUCCACACAAAACUCAACAGUCAACAUACCGGUAUAAAUUUUCUCUUUGAUUAUAUGUUCAGAUGAGUUGAAUUUGGAAUGCAGGUGUACUUGUUACAGAUUGGUUGAUUUUA